CUGCUGUUAGUAACUAACACACACAGUCACACACCGAGACUCAAUUACUGCCCAAUUCCUUCUUUAUCACGUCCCCGACCUCUCUUUCAUAACCUAAACCGACCAAGGGAAAAAGAGGCGACCAGGAGACCGAGCCGAAGUCUUAGUAGAACUAAAAACCCACGUUGGAAAUAAGUAAAGUGUCGAAACUAAAAAAAGGUGUUACAGCAGUUAUGUCAAAGAGCUGAAGACAUCUCUAACAAUAUGGAGUCUGGAGAGCGGCUGGCCUCCCCUGCGCCCACCCUGUCUGCUGCUCGCACCUCCUCCCCUGCGGCCUCUUCCUCCUCCUCCUCUUCCUCCUCUUCAUCAUCCCCUGCUCCCCACUCUAAGAGCAGCCUGGCCCCGAGCCCCUCAGCACUGGGAUCCACCCUCAGCACCUCUGGCCGUCUGUUCGGAGCAGCAGGAGAGCAGCCCUUCAUCAGCUCCACCUUGUCAAGUGCCUUCCCUCUGGUCAGCCACCCAGCCUUCGGAGCGCUCUACUCUGCUGGAGCCGGCCGGCCGGAGUUCGGAGGCCUGGGCUCUGGCAUGUCAGCCGCUCUGGCUGCUCACCCCCAGCUGGGGGCGCUCUCUGAGUGGUGGCGAGCUGCUGAAGCCCAUGGACGGGGAGCUGCUGCCUUUCUUCCCUCUUUCAUCGGCUUCCCUCCAUUCUUCACUCCCCACAUUCAGCCCAACCACAGCGCCAGCCCUGUUCAGAUCAGGAUGCCCGGCAAGAACAGCCAUGCUCCAGCUAAAGGGGUGAACGGGGCGGUGAAUGGCAGCGGAGUCUGUCCUCCCACAACUCAAUCAGGGAGCUUUCCUCCCAGUCCAGCUCCUGUUCAGGCAUCAGCCAAGCCAACCAAAAACUCUCCUAAAGACCCUCCUAACAGCCACCGUAGCAGCCCUCAGAGCAGCCCAGCAGAGCUGGUGGAGAAGCCGAUCCACAAACCUAAAGAGAAGAAGCCCCGAAAGAAGCCAGCAGACGCUUGUGUGGCGAGUAACAGUGAGUCAGGCACCUCCUCAGACAGCUCCAGCGACGGGUCCCUCAGCAGUGAUCUGGAAGACUUGGCAGAGGAUGAUGAAGACGACGAUGAUGACGAUGAGGAUGACGAAGAAGAGGACAAACAGAGUGAGUUGUCAGACUCUGAGAAGCGGACGAAGAAGAAAACAAAGGUUUUGAUAGCAAGCACUGGAACUGCAAAGACUGAAAGACUCAGUGAUCCUGGCGACAGGAAAGACCCCCAGCAGGCCUCCGACCCCCCCAGCCUGGUGCCCUUCCCCUGCUCCGCCUCCCCUCCGGCCGCGUCCCAAACCUCUCCGCUGGCCCUGCACAGCUCCAGGUCCCAGAAACACUUCAGUGUGAUCCAGUCCACCGGCCUGGCUGCCAGCUCCAAGCCCCUGGCCCUCCUGUCUCAGCCCCACAGGGAGUCUUCAGGGUCCCCCAUCGCCCUCACCACGUCUCCCAAGGCUCUCUCCAGCACCUCCUCCCCUCAGCACCUCCCCCUCUCCCUCUGCUCCUCCCCGAAGCCUCUCUCCGUCCCCUCUCCUCCCCGCUCCUCUCUCCCGCUGUCUACCUCCCCUAAACCUUUUGGUGUGACCUCCUCUGUAACGAGCUCCCCCUCCCUGAAGCCUCCUCGCUGCUCUGCUCCUGGCUCCAAGUCCACCAAGAGGAAACAGCUGGAAGCUUCACUAGCGCAGAUCAAUGAGUUCAGGCUGAAACAGACUCUCAUGUCCCAAGGGCAGACGUUCCCAGCUGAGCGAAAGAAGCAGCAAAACAAGUCUCCAAAGAGGAGGUCUCUGUCUUCAUCGCCACUGCCACCCGCUCCACCUCCUCCACCCCAGAACAAUCACUCCAACCUCUUCCUGUCCAGCGCCCUGCUGGGGCUCCCUGAACCCCACCACCCCAAUGGAGUCAUCCAAAGCAUCACUCAGGACGCACCUCUGGCCCUCAUCACCAAACCUCGCAAAGACUCCGCCUCUCAAGGCAAGUCCCCUCAGUGCGACUCCGAGGCGGGCUCCAUGCCUGUCAAUCUGAGCACAGGGCCCAGCCGGACCCCCGCAGCUGCCCAGGCUGGGCCUCCGUCACAGCCCUCCACUACCUCACCCCAUGCCACGGGCCAUGGAUCAAGAAAGAGCAAGACCGCCAAGGGUAAGGGACAGACACCGGGACAGGGACAGGGACAGGGACCAGCGGACCCUUUAGCUGCCUGGAAGGGCUUCUCUCAGAACCACCUGGUUCAGUCUCUGGUGGAUUUGUUUCGUGGAGGAGAACCCGGGAUCGGGAUUCCCGGGGUUAGUAUCCCCGGAGUAGGAAUUCCUGGCGUGGGGAUCCCUGGGACAUGUAACCCAACAGCUGGUCUCCCGGCCAACAAGGAAUCUGACGACUCAGGAGACGAUGAUGAUGAUGAGGAUGAUGACCUUGAGGAGGAGGAGGAGGAUGAAGAGGACUCAGAUGAUAGUCUGUCAGAGUCUGACAGCAACUCUGACAGCGACAUCUCUGGGAAGAAAGUGAAGGAGUUAAAGCUGCUGCCUUCUGGCUCGUGUAAGAAGGAGAUGACUCCCCGCAGGCUAACCAAAGGCCCAGAACUACUGAACACCUCAACCAAUCACACCGCCACCAGCUGCUCCCCGCUCAACCUGCAGGUCAUCAAGUCUCCCACCAUCGUCACCAGCUCCAGUGCCUUGGCCUACCACAGCUCUCCAGGCUCCUCCUCCUACAGCCUAGCCUCUCCAUUAGGCUUAGGGAAGAGGAAGAGGGUGAUGGAUGAGAAGGAGUUGAUGAUACCUGUGGAGCUGGGGUGGCGGAGAGAAACAAGAAUCAAAUCAGUGGCCGGGCGGCCGCAGGGCGAAGUGGCCUACUACGCCCCGUGUGGCAAGAAGCUGAGGCAGUACCCAGACGUGAUGAAGUAUCUAUCCAGAAAUGGAAUAAGUGGCAUCACGCGCGAUAAUUUUAGCUUCAGUGCAAAGAUAAGGGUUGGUGACUUCUAUGAAGCCAGAGAAGGACCCCAGGGGUUACAGUGGAGUCUGUUGAAGGAGGAGGAGGUGAUUCCUCAUAUUCUGGCCAUGGAGGGUCGAAGGGGUCGCCCCCCGACUUCAGACCGCCAGUCGGGGGGCGAAGGUGGCAAAGGGUCCCGGCGGAGGAAGGGGCGGCCCCCCAACGUGGGCGAGCCCCUGGUGCCUGAGGGCCCCAGUCCCAGCGAGGUCAAACUGCUGCGCAAACUAGAGGCUCAAGAAAUCGCCCGACAGGCCGCCCAGAUGAAACUGAUGAGAAAACUGGAGAAGCAGGCACUGGCGCGUGCAGCCAAAGAAGCUCGGAAACAGCAAGCUAUCAUGGCAGCGGAGGAGAGAAGGAAGCAGAAAGAGCAGAUCAAGAUCCUCAAGCAGCAGGAAAAGAUCAAGCGCAUUCAGCAGAUUCGGAUGGAGAAGGAAGUCAGGGCGCAGCAGAUUCUGGAGGCCAAACGGAGAAAGAAGGAAGAAGCCGCCAAUGCCAAAAUAUUGGAGGCUGAAAAACGGAUAAAGGAGAAAGAGUUGAGGAGACAGCAGGCGGAGAUUCUCAAACACCAGGAGUUGGAGAGGCAUAGACUAGAUAUGGAGAGGGAGAGGAGGAGGCAACAUGUAAUGCUGAUGAAGGCUGUUGAGGCUCGCAAGAAAGCAGAGGAGCGCGAACGCUUGCGGCAGGAGAAAAGGGAUGAGAAGCGCCUGAACAAAGAGCGUAAACUGGAGCAACGGAGGCUGGAGCUGGAGAUAGCGAGGGAGCUGAAGAAGCCAAAUGAAGACAUGUGUCUGUCUGAUCACAAGCCUCUCCCUGAGUUCUCCAGGAUUCCUGGACUCAUCCUACCGGGACGCGCCGUCUCCGACUGCUUGAUGCUGAUGCAGUUCCUGCGAGGCUUCGGGAAGGUUUUGGGGCUCGAUCUGAAUGCGGAUGUGCCCACGCUGGGCAUGCUGCAGGAGGGCCUGCUCAAUGUGGGGGACAGCAUGGGCCAGGUCCAGGACCUGCUGGUCAAACUGCUCUCUCUAGCAGUCUGUGAUCCUGGUCUGCCACCUGGACAAAAGACUAAGACCAUGCUGGGGGACCACCUGACCAACGUGGGCAUCAACAGGGAUAAUGUGUCUGAGGUGCUACAGAUGUACAUGGGAGCCCAUUGUGCCAAUACGGAGCUGGCCCCUCUGGCCCUCAGCCUGAAGACCAAGGCCUUCCAGGCCCACACGCCCGCCCAGAAGGCCUCCAUCCUGGGCUUCCUGGCCAACGAGCUGGCCUGCAGCAAGGCUGUCAUCAGUGAGAUUGACAAGAACCUUGAUCAGAUGGCAAACAUGAGGAAGGACAAGAUCAUCAUGGAGGGGAAGCUGAAGAAGUUGAAGACCAUUUAUGCCAAGCGUACUGGGAGGAGGGAGGCCAGUAUGGGCGUGGAGGAGAACCAGUCUAUCGGCACUCCGUCCUCCGCCACCAAACGCAAGAGGAAACUGGCAGCAGACAGCGAUGAUGAUGAUGAGGACGAAGAUGACAGCGAUGACCAGGCAGAGGACGAUGAUGAGGAGGAGGAGGAAGAAAUGAAGAAGGUUAAAAAAGUGGAGACAUAUGAUGAGGACGAUGUCGACCACGCCACCAGCCUGGAGGAGCUGGAGAAGCAGAUAGAGAAACUGGCCAAGCAACAUCAUCAGACCAGACGGAAGCUGUUUGAAAUAUCUCAUUCUCUGCGCUCCAUGAUGUACGGCCAGGACCGCUACCGCCGCCGGUACUGGGUCCUUCCUCACUGUGGAGGCGUCUUCAUCGAGGCCAUGGAGAGCGGAGAAGCUCCAGAGGAGCUGGAGGAGGAGCGACAGAGGAGGAGGAGAGCAGCAGAGGAGGUCAAGGUCAAGGAGGAGCCCCAAGAGAUCGAGCUGCAGAAGGAGAAACCCUCCAGCCUGGAUGGGCAGAGCAUCAGAACACAAGGCCUGGAGGAGGAGAAAGAGGAGGAAAAGGAGCAGGAGGAGAAGAAGAGCUUCUACCAGCCGCCAGGCUGUGGAUCCAAACUCUGCACAUUCCGCGACGUCAACAAGGACGUUGGCUGUGAAGCUGUGAUGGCGGAGGAGAAGGAGAGUCCCCAUGUGAGACAGAACGGCAGCCCAGUGGGUUCUCCUGCUGCCAGGAGCACCGUCACCUCCUCCUCCCCCUCUCACAGCAGCUCUGAGCCAGCAGGAGCAGCAACUAAUGACACUACGAGCAUCCCUCCGCCAGCCUCCACCUCCUUAUCUGCCCCGGGCCUGCCCGCCCCACGUGAAAGCCCCGGGAACACUCCUCCCACCUCCUCCCCUGCUCCUUCUCCGUUCCUCUCAUUCCAGGCCAACGACCAGCUCCUCCGAGUGCUGACGGAGAGGAGCGGACACUGGUUCAGUCUGCUCCCCCGUAACCCCUGUGACUUCACCUCCGUCACCACCACUCCUCCUGGAGCUCCUCGUGCGUCUCCCCAGGCCUUCUCUACCCCAGCGAGGCCCAGAUCUCCUCCUCCGUCCCCCGCCCUGCCCCUCACUCCUUCUGCUGCCUCGGCCUCGGCCAGCCCCCACCACCCAGCGGGCCUCCUCAGCUACCCGCUGUCAGCGCUGCAGGCGAAGUCAGGUGCUUCAUUGCUAGGAGUUUCUUUCGGAAGCUGGCCCUGUGGUGUGAUCAGUCCCAGCCUGCCUCUGUGUAACAGCCCCAGCCCCAUGCAGGGCCUCUCUCUGGAGGGCAACACCACAGCUAGUGUCUCCAGCAAGAGUGACUCACCGUUACCUCGCAUGGAGAAAAGCUCCUCCAUGCCCUCUCCUGCCCUGGAGAUGCCCAAGUCUCUGGACCACGCCGUGGCUCGGCCAAUUCCAGAGGAGAUGCUGACAGGCUGGUGGCGGGUGUCUGACAUCGAGGAGCUGAGGGCUUUAGUCGGGGCUCUCCACAGCCGAGGCAUCAGAGAGAAAGGUCUCCAGAGGCAGAUGCAGAAAUACACGGAGAUCAUCCCCCAGGUCUGCACCAAACACAGAGACGUGGCCAUGAUCGAGCUGCAUGAGCUGGAGGAGAGCCAGGUGAGCGUGGAGUCGGUGCGGGGCUGGUGCGUGGAGGAGCAGGCCAUGGAGAUGGACAUCGCCGUGCUGCAGCAGGUGGAGGAGCUGGAGAGGAAGGUGACUGCAGCCAGCCUGCAGGUCAAGGGCUGGACGUACCCGGACCCUCAGUCUGAGCGGGAGGACCUGGUGUAUUACGAGCACAAGCCCCCCACCAAACCAACACCAGCGUCUGCCAGCGCGGGGGACAAGGACUCCAAGGACUCCAAGGACUCCAAGGACUCCAGGGACUCCAGGGACCACCCGGAGGAGCGGGGGGAGAAGGGCGGGGUGAUGCGUCACCUGGACAACCCUCUGGACAUAGCAGUGACACGUCUGGCUGAUCUGGAGCGCAACAUCGAGAGAAGGUACCUGAGGAGCCCCUUAGGUACCACCAUUCAGAUCAGGCUGGAUAAUGUGGGUACGGUCACUGUCCCUGCCCCCGCCCCAUCCACUAGUGCUGAAAGGGAAGGCGGUGAGGAGGAGGUGGCCCACGGGAUGAAGGUGUGGAGGAAGGCCCUGACUGAGGUGCGGAGUGCUGCCCAGCUGGCCAUGUGCAUCCAGCAGCUGCAGAAGUCCAUCGCCUGGGAGAGGUCCAUCAUGAAAGUGUACUGUCAGAUGUGCAGGAAGGGGGACAACGAGGACCUCCUCCUGCUGUGUGACGGCUGUGAUAAAGGCUGCCACACCUACUGCCACAAGCCCAAGAUCACCUGCAUCCCAGAGGGAGACUGGUACUGCCCCGCCUGCAUAUCCAAGGCAAGCGGUCCCUCGCCCAAAAACAAAAAACCUCCAACCAAACCAGUAGCAUCCAGCGGAGGAGGCGGGAAGAAAAGCGGCGAGGGGAAGAAGAACGGGAAGCAGCAGGCGGGGAACGGCGAGGUGUCGGAGGACGACCCGGCCAGCGCCGGCAGCACGCCCAAGAAAGGAGCGAAGGACUCCAGCAGGAAGAGGAAACCAGAGGAGAGCUCGCCUGCCGUGGCGGCGUCCAACCCGGACAGCCCCGUGUGUGUGAAGAGAGCCAAGACCGCCAGAGACAACAACCGGGACCUGGGCCUAUGCAGGGUUCUCCUGGCUGAGCUGGAGCGGCAUCAGGAUGCAUGGCCUUUUCUCACCCCUGUCAACCUGAAGUCGGUCCCGGGCUACAGGAAGGUCAUCAAGAAGCCCAUGGACUUCUCCACCAUACGUGAGAAGCUUGUGAGCAGCCAGUAUCAAAACCUGGAGACUUUCAUCAUUGAUGUCAACUUGGUCUUUGAUAACUGCGAAAAAUUCAAUGAAGACAAUUCAGACAUUGGUCGAGCCGGUCAUAACAUGAGGAAGUUCUUUGAGAAGCGCUGGACUGAGCUUCUGAAACAAACAAACUAAAGCGUCUGUUCAGAUCCUCAACCAUAAAACCAUUCAACGUUUCAUAUCGGAGCACCAGGUUUUACUUUUAUUUUUGUUUUCUGAUGGAGAAUGUGGAAGAAGAAGUGAAAUCCUUAAUAAGGAACCCAUGGUGUGCUAAAGAGAGUUGUCACCUUUUUAAAAAAAAAAGAAAAAAAAAGUCGUUACAGGAGGUGCGCUGGAUUUUAUUACAACAGGGAUAAAAGCCCCAAAGAGUCCCAGAGAAAUGGGGUCGUAGUGCAAUACCAUUCCCUGUCUCAGAACACUGCACUGAAUUAAUCCUCAACUGUCACUGAUGUGUCUCGCUAGAAUACUUUCCACUACUUGUAAAUAAUCUUUUGUUAUUUAAUCGUAUUAUAGUGAAUGUAUUUAAUUUUGUAAUAAUUAUUUAUGAAUCAAGGUCCACUUCAUUUUCUAUGAAAAGGAAGAAUCAGCUGAACUGCUUUGAAUUUAAAAAAGAAAAAAAAAGGAAUGUGUCUUUGUGUUAUAAUUUUUCUCCCAAAUAUCAACAAAGCCAAGAAAAAAAAACUGUUUACACUGUUCAGUGCUUUGGGGCAUCAGAGGACUGUAUUCAUUUGUUCAAACUGUAAAACUGCAUUUAUUUACAGGAACAGCAGAGGAACAGUACGACAAUGGCGAUUCAUGUGUAUAUACUGUUUAUUAAUGUCAAUAUUAUGUCUUGUUUGGAACGAUGUGUAAAAAUUGUUUAAGAAUAUUAAGAUAUUGUUUAUGCCUUAGAAUGAUUGUAGCAUUCUAUUUUAGUGAACGUGAUGAAAACAUUAUCAUAAAUAUUGUUUGUACAGUAUAUACAUAUCCUCUGCAAACACUGUGGUAUCCUUAAUCUUGGUAGUGCCUACCCUUCCAACAGGGGCAUGUAGGGGAUGUUAUUGUUUUUAGUUUUCAUUCUUAUGACAGACAUUAUUUUUUUUAUAUGAUUUCAAUCCAACAAGGCCUCCAAAGUUGGACAGUGAUACAGAAAUCAUUCCUCACCAUAGCAGAAAAAAAAGCAUUCAAAAACAAGCAUUCAGUUAUGCUUCCAUGAUGCAUUUCCUCGUAAUCUGCCACAAUACAGAGGACCUAAGGCCAUUUGUAACCACUGUGUUGAACCUUGCUGUGUGUUGUGGCCUGAUGGAGGCAGCUAGAUUUUUUUGUACCCAAGUCAAGAGUACUUGAAGUUACUUUAUUUAAGAUAUUGUGGAAUAAAAGUAUCAUUCUUUUGUAGGAGCUUUAUUUUUCACUAGUGUGUGGCACGGACCUAUUAAAAGGAUGUUUUUCAACGUAAA
Centropristis striata (black sea bass) is the source of this 8723-nucleotide messenger RNA. RefSeq names its product bromodomain adjacent to zinc finger domain protein 2B-like. The record is from RefSeq and is a predicted model, not a curated record. NCBI's taxonomy places the organism in Eukaryota, Metazoa, Chordata, Actinopteri, Perciformes, Serranidae. Gene Ontology annotation, molecular function: DNA binding; protein binding.